AUUCUAGAUUCAGUUAAAGCGGGAACGGGCGAAAAGAAGCAUUUGUGCUGAGGUUUUUCCAAAAUACAAAUGUUUUAUCCUCCUAAAUCCAAGCCUUUUUUCGCCUACACCUGACGACCACAAUGACUUGGCUUUAGUCGAUUAUAAAGAUAUUAUUUUGGUUUUCUAUAGCGCAAGUAAAAGAGAAAAAGCUAAUCGACAUAGCUAGCUAACUGUGGUCAACAACGAAGGGACGUGACGCGUGCGACUUAAAGUAACAGCGGAUAUUUUAAAUAAGCGUUCAUCUUUUUAUUCAUGUCUGGACAUAUACUUUGGUGCUACUUAUGUUAAAGUUAGUUGUUUUUAAUCACAAUUCAGCGGGACUUUCUCCAACGGCGUGUUUUUGUUUACAACGCCCUUCUGAGAGAGGGGCUACUUCAUGAAGGAGAAUAUCAUGAAGCCCAGGCACAACAAGGGGCGAUUGCCAGACUGUGAUAAACGUGCACUGAUUCAGACGAGAGCGACCCCAUGUGCCUCACAAACUCCUCGAGUCAAACCAUUUACUGGGAAAGUGUUUUACCUGGACCUAACGUCUAAUAAAGUGGCAGAGACGUUAGAAAGUGAUAUUGAAUUAUUAGGAGGGACGGUUGAAAAGUUCUUCAGUAAAGAUAUAAAGUAUCUUGUCUCCAAUAAAAGAGAAGCCAAAUAUGUGCAGUGCCUCAGACAGGACUCACCGGCGCCGAGUCCAGAGUCUGGGCCUAGUUCCCCUCAGCUCUGUUCCGGAGACGGCACCAAGAGCACCUCCCAGCUCCAAAAAGACACUGUUGCCAUGAGCCAGGGAAAGUCUUUAGUGAAGAAAGUGGUGAAGGAGCAGGAGAGGAUUCGGAUGAACAAAAUUCUCUCAAAUGCUUUGGAGUGGGGCGUGAAGAUCCUUUAUUUAGAUGAUGUAAUAUCUUAUGUUAGUAAGAAGAAAAAGAGCAUUUCUUGUCAGCAACCUGCUCCAGCUGUUGUCAAAACAAAUCUAAAAAAUGAGUCAAAACUUAGUUUUCAAAAAUCCAAAGGUGGACGUAUAGGUAAACCCUUUGUCAAAGUAGAAGAUGCAAGCAGACACUAUCGGCCAUUUUACCUCAGACUGACAAAUGUCCCAGAGUUCACCCUGUCGACGCAUCCUCCCUGUACUCCGUUCUGUUUAGAGAACAAAGAUGCUGCAGGAAACAGGACCCAAAGAGGAGUGAGAGCUUUAGCCUCUGACGAGAGACCGAACGAACGAAAGAAGAAGAAGCUAGGAGGAUAUUGUGAAUGCUGUUUGCUGAAAUAUGACAACAUCACAACACAUCUACAAAGUGAUCGACACAAAACUUUUGCCAAAAGUGAUGAGUAUUUUAUUGUGGACAAACUUGUGUCAGCGAUGCACUGCAACUUCAUCCCCUUCAGAAAUAAACUUAAAAAGCCGAAGUGUAGUGUGUCGUCAGUCCUGAGCGUGCCGGGACCAUUUGUGGAUAAGCCAAGAGCCGAGGAUGGAGUUGAUUCUGUUGUGAAGCUUGAAUUGUUUCAAUCCCAAAACCAUGAGAGGAAAGAGGAGCGGAGUUCAAUACCUCCUUUAAAAACCACAGCUGCAGCGCCUUCUGUCUGUCACAAAACAAACAAAAGAAGAAAAAACAGCACUUUUUCAGACUCAAAACGCAAACAGCCGCCUAGACACACCUUCACCUCAAAUAUAAAAGAACAGCGGCCUCACAGAAACGAAGAACUGGCUCCCCCUACAGGUGCCAGUCCAGCACCUCACCCAGGCUUCAGUGAGGCACAUCUCUCACUGAGCCAUAGCACAGAAGCACUUGGAGAUGUGAAUAGCAAAACUGAACCUCUUUCACAAACUUUAAAUGAGACAAAUCCAGAGACUAAACUGGAGUCUGGUCUAUGCACUGCAGCGCACAGAAGAAUGCUAGUGCACAAACAAUCAACUGAAAACUAUGUUUCACUCAAAGGGGGUUCAUCUGAGGACUUUGUUCCCGAGGAGAUGAUCAAGAGAAAAAUUAAAGUUUAUAAACGUAAAAGACAAAAAAUGCUCGGCCCAUUGGUCAGCAGUCUAAGCGUGGAGCAGAGUGACGGCCUGACGAGGUUGAGGGAGCUGUUUCAGGACAGUGACGAUAUGGACAUUGAGUUUCAUGGGUUUGAAUAAAGCUCCAAAGGGAAUCGAAAUAACUCACUCUGCAGUUUUGAAUGUACUUAAGGUCCUGAUGAUCUGAAUGUGUAACACAUCUCUGUGAAUGUGUGGGCUGUGAUUAAAGAUCUAAAGAGAAGAAUUAAAUUAAAUAUAUUGACUUUU
This is a messenger RNA of Periophthalmus magnuspinnatus, 2305 nucleotides long. It is a transcript of the gene dbf4, whose product is annotated as DBF4 zinc finger. Gene Ontology annotation, molecular function: nucleic acid binding; protein serine/threonine kinase activator activity; zinc ion binding. Gene Ontology annotation, biological process: positive regulation of nuclear cell cycle DNA replication; regulation of cell cycle phase transition. Lineage: Eukaryota; Metazoa; Chordata; Actinopteri; Gobiiformes; Gobiidae. The transcript has 12 exons. Gene Ontology annotation, cellular component: Dbf4-dependent protein kinase complex; nucleus. The record is from RefSeq and is a predicted model, not a curated record. The coding region runs from base 419 to 2158 and encodes 579 amino acids.